AUGCCGGUCCAGGAGCUGUGGCUGGCCCAGGCCGUGCUGUUCCUCCUGGUCUACCUGACGGCCCUAACGGGGAACCAUCUCAUCGUCGCCGUCAACAUCCUCGACCGGCGUCUCCACACCCCCAUAGAAAUCUCCCUCCUGGCCUGUGCUGCCCAAGUCUUCUUAGUGGUUUUCCUUGCUGUUUCAGAGAUGUCCCUCCUCAUGAUGAUGUGCUACGACCGCUAUGCGGCCAUCUGCCAACCCCUGCGAUACGACCUCAUCAUGGACAGAGGGGCCUGUGGGAAGAUGGCGGCCGCCUCCUGGCUCAACGGGGGGCUCUUCGGGGCGAUGUACUCGGCCGGGAUAUUUAAAUUAAGCUUCUGCGAAUCCAACGUGAUCCAGCAGUUCUUCUGCGAUGUCCCUGCCUUACUGAAGAACUCCUGCUCGGAAACGCACGUUGUAAUUGACGUCAGCGUGGACGUGGGUAUCGGCUUUGGUUCCGUCUCCUUCGUCUCCCUCGUCGUCUCCUACGUCCGCAUCUUCUUGGCCGUACUGAGGUUCCCGUCCACCGAGAUGACAGACUACUCAUUGUCCCUCCAUUUCGUCUACCUCAUUGUCGACCCCUAG
Molecule: messenger RNA, 606 nt
Organism: Tachyglossus aculeatus (Australian echidna)
Lineage: Eukaryota; Metazoa; Chordata; Mammalia; Monotremata; Tachyglossidae
Product: olfactory receptor 14A2-like
Exons: 4
Coding region: 1-606 (201 amino acids)
Biological process (GO): G protein-coupled receptor signaling pathway
Cellular component (GO): membrane
Molecular function (GO): odorant binding; olfactory receptor activity; G protein-coupled receptor activity
Source: RefSeq, a predicted model, not a curated record